AUGUUUGAUUUUCAAUUCAUAUCCAUAAUCAUUAUUUUGGGAUUUAGUUUGGCAGCCUGGACUGCUGAUCUCCUUAAAAUAGGCUAUGGCAAGCAUCUCUCUCAUUACAUGAAGUUGACUCUGCCCCCAAGAAUAGGGUGGAUCCUCUACGAAUGCCCUAAUCUAAUUUGGUUUGUGUAUUUUCUCCCAGCCAUCACCCUUGAUUUCAACAGCUUGCCCAUUCUAUUGUUCGUCACCCAUUACUUCAAUCGUGUGAUCAUCUACCCUUUAAGGUAUUUGCCAAUUUAUCUAUGACUUAAGACUAUCUCCCCUUGCAAGACCCAUCCCUGUUGAAGUUGUAUCGAGUGCCAUCCUAUUUACUACCUGCAAUGGCUAUAUCUAAAUUACAACUCAUUUAAAUAGAGAUCUUCAAUUAUACCUCCCUGAUUACUUAAGAAUUCUUGUAGGAAUCUUAAUAUUCAUUUAUGGAAUGACGUCUAAUAUCAAAUGUGAUAAUAUCUUGAGAGGCUUGAAGAAGGAAAACUCAAAUGAAUACAAGAUUCCAUAUGGCAAUUUAUUUGAGUUGGUAUCAUCUGGCCAUUACUUAGGCGAAAUAAUUGAAUGGUAAGAAUUAUUAAUAAAUAAAAAAGGUUUGGGUACUUUUUGGUUAGUGGAUAGUGGAGUGGAUUCCUAUUUUUCUUUUCAACCUUGUCAAUUCUUUCAGCCAGAGCCGUUUCAACCCAUAAAUGGUAUAAGAACAAAUUCGACAAUUAUCCAAAACAAAGAAAAGCCAUAAUUCCAUUUAUUCUGUGA
Paramecium octaurelia is the source of this 792-nucleotide messenger RNA. The record is from the annotation of a GenBank genome assembly. Lineage: Eukaryota; Ciliophora; Oligohymenophorea; Peniculida; Parameciidae.